GAGAUGGAUUAUUCAUAUAUUCUGGGAGGGAUACUGGCUAGUAGUUUGGCCUUUGUGUUUGUUCUGUACAGUUUUACAGAGAAGAGGAAGGCCACAAGUUCAAGUUCAUUACAUUUAAAGAGUAAUGGCAGUGCAAAGACAUCAGAAAAUGGAAUAUGCCCACAAAAUGGUGAAGGAAGUACUGACAUCAUCAUUGUUGGUGCUGGAGUUGCUGGUGCAGCCCUUGCUUACACACUUGGAAAGGAUGGUCGGCGAGUGCAUGUGAUUGAAAGGGACUUGAAUGAACCUGACAGGAUUGUUGGUGAAGUACUAAUACCUGGGGGCUAUCUCAAGUUAAUUGAGUUGGGUCUGGAGGAUUGUUUGGAUGAAAUUGAUGCUCAGCAAAUCUUUGGAUAUGUCUUUUAUAAGGAUGGGAAAGUUACCUCGUUAUCUUAUCCUUUGGAAAAAUUUGAUUCUGAUGUUUGUGGGAAAAGCUUUCACAAUGGCCGUUUCGUACAGAGAAUGAGAAAAAAGGCUUCAUCUCUACCAAAUGUGAAAUUAGAACAAGGAACUGUUACAUCUCUAGUUGAAGAAAAUGGAACCAUAAAAGGGGUGCACUACAAAACCAAGUGUGGACAAGAACUCAUAGCAAAGGCUCCCCUCACCAUAGUGUGUGAUGGUUGUUUUUCCAACUUGAGGCGCUCUAUUUGCACCCCUAAGGUUGAAGUGUCCUCUCAUUUUGUUGCACUAGUCUUGGAGAACUGUAAUCUUCCAUAUGCAAAUCAUGGACACGUUAUCUUUGGUGAUCCUUCAACAAUUUUAAUUUAUCCCAUUAGUAGCACUGAGGUUCGCUGUUUUGUUGAAUUUCAUGGCCAAAAGUUACCUUCCAUUGGUAAUGGUAAAAUGGCCCUUUAUAUGAAAACUGUGGUAGCUUCCCAGGUUCCUCCUGAGCUGCAUACUUUUUUUGUAGCAGCAGUUGAUAAAGGAAACAUGAGAACCAUGCCAACUAAAUGCAUGCCUGCCUCACCUCAUCCCACGCCCGGUGCCCUUCUCAUCGGAGACGCACUCAAUAUGCGUCACUCAUUAACCGGAAGUGGAAUGACUGUGGCUUUGGCUGAUAUUGUUCUCUUAAGGAAUCUACUUAGACCUCUGCAUGAUCUGCACAAUGCUUCUGCUAUUUGCAAAUAUCUUGAAUCAUUCUACACUCUCCGCAAGCCUAUGGCAUCUACGAUAAACACAAUAGCUACAGCAUUUCCCAAAGUGUUUGGUGUAUCUCCUGACCCUGCUAUGAAGGAAUUGCAACAAUCAUUUCUUGAUUAUUUGAGCCUUGGAAGAGUUUUCACAGAGGGACUAGCAUCUCUCCUCGCUGGUCUAAAUCCUCGUCCAUUGAGCAUGGUUCUCCAUUUCUUCGCGGUGGCUAUGUAUGGCGUUGGCCGACUUCUGAUACCAUUUCCUUCUCCGAAACGGAUAUGGAUUGGAGCAAGGAUGAUUUCAGGUGCAUCAGGUGUCCUUUUCACCACUAUCAAGGCUGAAGGAGUAAGACAAAUGUUCUUCCCAGCAAUGGUGCCAGCAUAUUAUAGAGUCCCUCCUGUCUAUUAAGCAUAUUACAAGAAAGGCAUGGAACAUGUACAAACAGUUCCCACAUUCUUUGUACUUGUAGUGUUCCAUUAUUUGGGAAAAAAAUAGAAUAAGAUAGCAGACUCCUUACUAUGAUUCGGCAAAAUAAUUUUUACAAAUGUAAAAUUUGAAGAGGAAAACAUUUUUGAAAUGUAUCAGCCUAUGAGCUGCCCUAUGUUUUCUUUUA
This is a messenger RNA of Lotus japonicus, 1783 nucleotides long. RefSeq names its product squalene monooxygenase SE1-like. The coding region runs from base 4 to 1578 and encodes 524 amino acids. Gene Ontology annotation, biological process: sterol biosynthetic process. The transcript has 8 exons. Lineage: Eukaryota; Viridiplantae; Streptophyta; Magnoliopsida; Fabales; Fabaceae. Gene Ontology annotation, molecular function: flavin adenine dinucleotide binding; squalene monooxygenase activity. The record is from RefSeq and is a predicted model, not a curated record. Gene Ontology annotation, cellular component: endoplasmic reticulum; membrane.